AUUCUGUGCAAUAACGAAACGUUUCGCCAUCAGAAAAUUUGACGUAUAUUGACUUGACAUUUCUUAAUUUGCUAAAUGUUCAAUUUCGUCAAUACUUUCGUGUAUUAUUGUUACUGAAUUUUGUUAAUAAACGUGAAACAUGUUUUAAUCUUGGACCAUCUUGGAACAAUUAUAUUCUCGUAAAUAACAUACAGUUGAUACAAGAUGUCCGAGAAGUUGACACUAGGGCAGCGGGUGAAGGUGGUGGGCAAGGAUGUGAAGGGCUCCGUGGCGUACGUGGGGCACCCCACCUUCGCCACCGGCAAGUGGAUCGGGGUCAUACUGGACGAGCCUAAAGGAAAGAACAAUGGGACCAUUCGGGGACACGCCUACUUUACUUGCGAUGAGAACUACGGCGUAUUCGUCCGCCAGACUCAAAUCCAGCUGCUGGACGGCGAGGACAACCCCAUGGAGACCUCCGCAACCUCCGUGGACGAGCCCCGCGCCCCCGCCGCCAAUCGCCGGCUCAGCAGUAUUACAGUGGCCCAGCGCUCUAGACCCACCACGGUGCGCCGAAAGACGGCGCCGGCGGCGAAGGGCACCCUCUCGAUGUCGAGUUCUCGAACGUCACUGGCGAGUAGUCGGCAAUCGCUGACGUCGUACGCGUCGCCGACGGCCGAAAGAGCCGCGUCGCCCGAUCAGGCGGCGAAGCGAGCUUCAUUUGUCGAGACCGGAUUCGUGGAGACGCUGACCCCGCAGUACACGCCGGGUCAGAGCAUCACGUCGCCCGCGCUGACGCCGCAUGCGGAGGACCGGCUGGCCAACCUGCAGGCGCAGCAGGAGAUAACCCAACUCAAAUCCGAAGUAGAAGACCUAAAGGAAAAGCUGGAGACCCUCCGCGUGAAGCGAGCCGAGGACCGCGAGCGACUGCGCGAGUUAGAGCGAGUGCGACUGCAGUUAGAGCAGGCCAACGAGUUCAAAGCUCGCAUCAUGGAGUCACAGGCGCAGCUGCAGAGGGACUUGCAGAGGGCGAAGCAAGAGGUUCGCGAGGCUCAGGAGGCCCUGGACAACCACAACGACGAGACAGCUGAACUUCAGGAGGCGGCCGAGAUGGCGGCGCUCGACAAGGAAAUGGCUGAAGAGCGCGCCGAGGCACUUCAACUAGAGCUGGAAUCCUGCCGCGAGAAGUUGGAGGAGGCAACCUUGGACCUGCAACUCAUGCGCGCUGAAAUGGAGGCCUCGGGAAACACCCAGCACCCGUACGCAGCCGCCGACGACCGCGCCGCCACCGGCUACGAGAUGCGACAGCUGCAGCAGCAGAACGCCCGCCUCAGGGACACGCUGGUGCGCCUCAGGGACCUCAGCGCGCACGACAAGCACGCCAUGCAGAAGAUGAACAAGGACAUAGAACAAUACAAAUCCGAGAUUGCGGAACUGUCUCGUACCAAGGAGAAGCUGUCAACCAGGGUUGAGGAGUUGGAAGCUCAGGUUGCAGAUCUCAGGGAACAGGUGGACGCUGCACUUGGUGCUGAGGAGAUGGUGGAACAGCUGGCUGAGAAGAAGAUGGCGUUGGAAGACCAGGUGGAACAGCUCAAACAAGACGUGUCCGAGCUGGAAGCACUUCAAGAAGUCCACGAACAGCUGGUGGAGUCCAACCGGGAGCUGGAGCAAGACCUGCGCGAGGAGCUGGAGAUGGCUCAGAGCGCCACUAGAGAGGUGGUGCGGGAACGAGAAGCAGCGUUUGAAACCAUCAUGGACCGUGACUCCACGAUUCUCAAGUUCAGAGAACUGGUGCAGAAGAUGACUGAACAGUAUAAUGAGAUAAGGAACCAGCUGGAGUCCAAACAAGGUUCCCCAGCGCCAUCGUCCGAGCAGGACACCCCCGAGCCGUCCCGCUCUCCCCCGGUGGAGCUGGGCUCGCUGGUGCAGCUGUCCCGCGCCUCCACGCGCUCCGUGGACCUGCAGCUGCGCGCGCUGGAGCUGGCGCAGGCGCGCGCACGCGCGGACAUGCUGGCCGCGUGCCUGCCCGACCACUUCAUGCAGCCGGCGGGUGACCACGACGCCAUCUUACUGAUUCUGCUGCUGCAGCGGCUGACCACCAAGGCGGACAUCAUUCUGGGGCAGAUCAGGGAACGGUUCCCGGCUGUCAACGUGUGGGACAGAGAGGCGGUGACAAAGACGCACACCGCCGUGCAAUACAGCUUCCGAUGCCAACUCGAAUACCAGCUACACAUGAUACAGUGUAUAGUAUCGAUGUGGGUGUGGACCCUGGACUCGUGCAAGCCGGAGCUGCUGCUGAAAGCUGCCAGCGCCCUCCCAGACGCGAGUCAACAGGAGAAGGCGCUGGACGGCGCGCUGCAGCUGCUGAAGACCAACGAGUUAGAUGAAAACGUGGGGCUCGACGGUAUCGAGCGCUGCUGGAGCUACCUGUCCGCCAUGUGGUCGGCCCUCGGCCUCUCGGCGCUGGAGCCGGAGUACCCGCGCGAGGCCGUGGCGCACGCGUGCUGCGCGCUCGACGCGCUCGCAAGAGCGCUGCACGCUGACGCUAGCGCCCUACAACAGACUUUACUGCAAGCCGAGCACGGGCUGGAGUUAGGGCAGCUCCACACGCACAUGAUCGCGACGGCCGCCGCCCUGCAGCACGCGCUCAAGGCCGCGCGGCGCCGCCUGCCGCCCGCGCCGCACGCGCCGGUGCCGCUGCCCGUGCAGUUGAUCGAGAAGCUCCGCACAGAAUCAGCAGCCACGCUGUCCCGCUGCGCGCGCGCGGCGUGGCUGGCGGCGCGCGCGGCGUGCGCAUGCGCGGCCACCGCGGGCGAGCGCGGCGACGGCGCGCCGCUGCAGCACACCGUGCUGCUCAACGUGUGGACGCAGGCCACCAACAAGACUUACCAACAAGACGACCACGGGCCUGUACGCACGAUCAAGCACGCUUUAGCUGCCGUGAGUGCUGACGUCAACAAACUGGCAACCAUGGCCGCCGAGAAGGAAUAUGACAUGAUGUCACUGACCAACGUAGCCGACAAGCCGACUCCGCCCGUGGUGCUGCGCGCGCAGCUCGUCAAGAAGCAGCUAGAGGAGACCAAGACCCUGACCAUCAAGCUGGAAAACAAGGAGGCUGACAUUAAGGAACUCAGAAAAGCGCUAAAGGCGAAGCAAGAGGAACUAUCAGAGAUGCAGAUCCGUCGCGAGCUCGGCGAACGUAAGCUGACGUCUGCGGCGCGCGACGCGGAGCUGAAGGCCGAGCAACUAGCUCGUAAACUCGACGACGCCAACAACCAGCUCAAACGGAAAGAGAAGGAGUUCGAAGAGACGAUGGACCAUUUACAACAAGACAUAGAUUCGCUGGAGAGCGAGCGCGGCGCGCUCCGAGACAAACUCAAACUGUACGCCAAGCGAGGCGGACAGCACCACGCGGUGGCGCCGCCGGCGGUCGUCUCCAGAGACUACUCACCGGCAGUGACGCCAAUACACGCACCUACGGAACUCCAAGAGACGCCGGUGAAGGUGGCGCCGGGCGUGGCCGCUGGAGAGGUCAACGAAGCCCUGCAACAGCAGUUGAAGGUGCUUAGCUGGACCCUGGACCGCGAGCGUGCGGCUCGCGUGGCCGCGUGCCGGCGCGCCGAGACCGUGGCGGCGCGGAACCUGCGGCCGCUCGACAACCCCGGAGCCCCGGCCGCCGUGGCCCGCCGCCAGGCCGCCGCGGCGCUGCAAGCCAGGCUCGACACAUUGCAAUCGGAAUGGACGCUAUUCGUAGCUCGCUCAGGGCUCGUCAAGUUCCCUGAGGACCCGAGCAAGUACGCCAAGACGUUAGACCAGCAUAAGGAGAAGCAGAGAGAGAUGAGGAGACAGCUAGAGGAGCGUCUAAUCGCCCUCCAAAACGAAGUCCGCGAGCAACUGCUCCUGCACCGGCCGUGGCGCUGCGUGGAGGCUUCCCUCGCCACCUUCCCCGCGCCCGACCUCACGGGCGCCCUGGCGCCGCGGGCCGUCCCUGUCGGAGCCCUGCAGUACCCUGCACCUACCAAUACUGAACAUACCGUGUAUGUCACACCGAGGCAGCUCGCCACGCUGAGAGAACUGGUGGCCGAACUCAAAUCCGACGACGUGAAACUGGAACUCAAGCCGCUGGACACCACGGUCUGCGCUGCGUAGACCCUUCAAUUAUAUGGUACACGUAACUUAGGUUGGUUGUACCUGUCCAAUUUCAUGGUCCAAUGUGCAUUGCGGAGUCUCUCUCACUAAGCAAAAUGUGUGACGCAAAUACACGUUGGACAAAGAAAUUGAAUCAGAAUCAGAAUCAAGCAAUUUAUUUGUGAUAACCUUAAAACUAAAAUUACAUACAAGAGUAUAACUAAAAACUACAAAUAUUAAUAAAAUUGAUAAGCGUUAAAGUUUACCACGAAAUGGGCUCUCCUUAGCAUAAUACUGACCCGAGAGCCAGCGCUGAUCUUCCGGCGAGACCAUUUGUGGGCCACGAACGCAGCCGUACGACACGGCCCUAUCAUAAGCUGAACGCAGCCUUUGCAGCAGCGACCGGCGCCUCUUGUCUACUGUCUAUGGCAGUAGCUGAAAAUGACAUUUGACAGGUGUAAUACCACCCUUAGGAACAAAAAUCUGUCAACGAAAUGAACUUUCUGUCAAUACGAAAAGCCGUAUAAGGGGCGAAUCAACUUUUUGAUCGACACAAAUCUGUCCACAACUUAUAAACUUCGUUGUAAAAUUUCACCUUUAGCUUAAGCUUGCCCUAGUGGUAAGGUAAAACCAUGUCAAUGAGGGACUAGAAAAAGUUGAUUCACCCACAUAUACUAUAAUGAUUAAUGAUUAUCCAAUCUCUAGAAGUAGAGAUGUCACGCGAUGAACUAUGUUAUAUGUCCGUACAAACUACGAUGACAUACAAAUAGACGAUUUAGAGUUUUCCCAGUGAAAAUUUUAUUGUAAAUCAAAUUUUAGUAAUAGGAAAUUCGUGCACUUGACCUGCUACUCGGUAGCUUAGUUGUGGGUUCGAUUCCCGGAUAUUUAAUUAUUUAUUAACGUACGCUUGGAAUACAUUUUAGCAAUGUAAGUAUAAAAGACAUUAUGAAAGAAUUUAUUUACUUUAAUAUGGCAACUAACGCUGAGAUUACAGAAUGAUUAAAUGAUUUGUUUAAUGUUAUAUUUAUUGUAUGUUUGAAUGUAUGUUGCACACAACCUUGGAAAUCACUGUACCUAAAGUGAAUUUCAAUAGAAAUUGCAAAGAAUGUAAACAACAAAUUUACCGACAUUACUUCGUAAUAUCGCACUUUUUAAGGAAAACCAUGAUCAAAGACAUAUGUAACUUCGUAUAAGAUGAAUAAAGUCUAAGGAAAAAACGUGCCUCGGAAAUCAAGAAAAAGUCAUUCUCGGAUAGAUGGCGCACACACCUUUGGCCUAUGCUCGGCUAGAUGGCGUGACGACACCGUUUCAUAUUUAACAAUUUUAACACAUAGAUAUCAGUGAAUGAACAUGGGUCAAAAUGAUAUAAAUUUUUUUUGAUAGUUUUAUACGUUUUCAUUUUGAGUUUUAGUCGUGUGUCGAUAGAUGGCAGUAAAUUUACUGUGACUACAAAAUUUACUAUGGCAGGACCCCUCUAUACUAUCUAUUCUCUUUGCCAUGAUGUUGUUGUUAGUUUAUAUACUCAAAUAUUUUAUUUAUAUCAAGUUCUAAUUGAAAUAUUUGUUAAUUAUUAAGAUUUCAGGGAAAAAACCUUCCUAAAAAUUAUAUUAUUUGCCAUUUACAUUGAACUCCACUUUAAAUGUUAAUAGUUCGAUUUAGUGUAAAUUUAGGAUUAUCUGAAAUUGUAUAUGAAUAUAGUUUCAAAAUGUACUAUAAAGUCUAAAGGGGCCCACUGAUUAACAGUCCGCCGGUCGGUAUCGGCCUGUCAGUUGUUCGGAACUGUCAAUUUUUUGUUCUAACUGACAGGCCCAUACCGUCCGGCGGACUGUUAAUCAGUUGGCCUCUUUAAUGGGGACAAGACAAUGAGAUUAUAAGGAGACUUCGCAUCAAGAUCGAUAUGAGUGGAAAUACAUAUAUAAAGACUCCUAAAUCUCAAAAAGCAAGUUGGGGGUUGUAUACUUUAAAUAGAAAUGCCCAAUUAGAGGUUUUUGCAUUGUCUAUGGGAUUAAAAGAACAACAAAAUAUAUUGGUAACCUGCAUCGUGAUAUGGAUUGUUCGUGUUAUAUUAUAAAUAAUAUUGUGACAUUAUUUAUUUUCAUGUUUAAUUUCUAAAAACAUUCGACGCACCAGCUAAUUUGUAAUAUAAUAAUAAAUAUAAUAAUCGUUAAAGUUUAUAUCGAAC
Cydia splendana is the source of this 6289-nucleotide messenger RNA. RefSeq names its product dynactin subunit 1 (gene DCTN1-p150). Gene Ontology annotation, biological process: nuclear migration; establishment of mitotic spindle orientation; cytoplasmic microtubule organization. The record is from RefSeq and is a predicted model, not a curated record. The transcript has 32 exons. Lineage: Eukaryota; Metazoa; Arthropoda; Insecta; Lepidoptera; Tortricidae. Bases 205 to 4128 code for a protein of 1307 amino acids. Gene Ontology annotation, molecular function: microtubule plus-end binding. Gene Ontology annotation, cellular component: spindle pole; axon; nucleus.